This is a messenger RNA of Aspergillus calidoustus, 1482 nucleotides long. NCBI's taxonomy places the organism in Eukaryota, Fungi, Ascomycota, Eurotiomycetes, Eurotiales, Aspergillaceae. The record is from the annotation of a GenBank genome assembly.
AUGAGCAUCAACGCAGAAACACUCUUCAACCACCUUGGCGAACGCUACGAGGCCGCGUACGGCAACAGCCCCAACCUCGACGCCACCAUCGAAGCCGUGCUCAAGCUGCUCCCGCCCCAGAGCACAGUCCUCGAUGUAGGCUGUGGAACCGGGAAACCGGUCUCUCACAUGGUCGCCGAAGCUGGCCACCGCGUCCAUGGGAUCGACAUCUCAGAGCGCAUGGUUGAAAUUGCGAGGCGCCAGGUACCCAGUGGGACCUUCGGACGCGCGGAUAUGCGCAUGUACAAUCCGCCGCACCUACGCUCACUGGACUCGCAGCCGAAGCCGGGAGCCGACUGCACCACCGUCGGCUUCGACGCUGUCUUCGCCGUUUACUCUCUGUACCAGAUAACGCCGGGCGACACACACGCCAUGGUCUUCCGGUUCGCCGAGUGGCUGAAGCGCGGGACCGGGAUGCUCGUGCUGGGUGUUACGCCGGCCGAAAGCGUUCCACCAGGAAUGGGAGUCGAAGACGCGACGUGGGGGUUUGUGCGGUGCUCGGCGAAGACGUGGAUGGCGCAAAUGACCGAUGAGGUCUUUUUGUCGAUGGACGGAUGGAGGGCGUUGCUGCGCGGCGCAGGCUUGAGCAUCGAGUCGGAGCGCUUCUUUACGUUUAGGCCCCAGGAUCCGGAGCAUAACAUGCCCGAGGACCAUUGGUUGCUGGUUGCGAGGAGGACGGACGAGCCAGCUUUGUUGGGGCCGCAUCCGUAUCCUCGUCUGGGAGAGGGGACGCGGCCUGAGUGGCGUGGCCUUGAUGUGGGUUCAUGGAGGGAGUUUAGUGGGCGGGUGAAAAGGGACGAGCUUGAAAAGAUCGUUGGCGAGCUUGUGGGUGAUACUCGACGUGCUCUGGAAGUCAGUAACGGUCAGGGUGGAUUAGCCGCCCUUCCACACAUAGCAGGCGCGACUGCAGGAUCCUCGCCAGGUGACCUCACAAAGUACCCAGAUAGUUCCUUUGAAACUGUCAUCGGCACCUGGAUUCUUGAGCACGUCUCAGGCGUAACCCGGACGGUGCAAGAGCUGAUCCGAAUCACCGAUCAAUCUGCCCCUCGCUCACGCAUAAUGCUCCUCCAAGGCGCGCCGUGGAAUGAAGUCCUCAGAUUCCAGAACGCGACCUGCACACCUCUUGCGGCAAGGAGCCAAGCGCCCAGUCAUCAAGGAUACCUGCUCGAUACUUCAAUUAAGAUCCUUUCUCGUCGCGGCUUCGAUAGGGUCACGCUGCGGCACGUUAAUGCUGCCUGUUUAUUCCCUGAGGAGGACAUGGAGGAGAGAUGCAGCAGGGCCGCGGAGACCUUAGCGGACCUUUGGUAUUUUGAUGAUGCGAACAAAGAGCAGAUGAGACAGGCACUCAUACCUCAGCUGCGGAUGCAUUUCAGGAGCAAGCCUUGUGAGAUUGGGUUCGAUAUGGUUUUGUUGGUAGCGGAACCUAGCGGUGAUCACCUGUAG